CUUAAAUCAAACAAACACACGCAUCAAGGGAAGGGAAAACCAAGAUCAAUUCAAAACUCGUCUUUUUCUUCUUCUAUUCAAUGGCAGAACCGUCUCCUCUCUGUCGAAGCAAACCUCUAAUCACGGACUCAGAUAUGGAAGCUGCGCAACAUCUUAUUCAACUGAGCGAAGAUAGCAGCAGCGACAACAUUGCAGGGAACAAGAGGAACAGAAGCUGUGACGGAGAAGAGGUUCAGCAAAGGCCUACCGACAAAACCGCUAGGAAGAAGAUUCUGGAGAUUUUUGGGGAAGACGAGGUUUCUCAGCCAAAGAAGCGAAGGAGGUAUCGAUCUCUUGUAAGCAUAUACAUGGCCACUAGCCCCGUAUCAUUGUUUCAAACGUGAAUGAAUUUUCUCCUUGCUUUUUCAAUAGAGAAUGAAGUCAGGGAUUUCAACUGCACUGGACGCUGUUUGUUCAUUCUCAAUCCCAUGAUCGAUGAUACAAAGUGCAUGUGCAUGAUUCUCGUAAUUGAGUUCUCAUUUUUUAUUA
Vigna radiata var. radiata (mung bean) is the source of this 528-nucleotide messenger RNA. RefSeq lists its product as uncharacterized. The record is from RefSeq and is a predicted model, not a curated record. NCBI's taxonomy places the organism in Eukaryota, Viridiplantae, Streptophyta, Magnoliopsida, Fabales, Fabaceae. The coding region runs from base 81 to 383 and encodes 100 amino acids. The transcript is spliced from 2 exons.